AAUUUAACACAAAACGAACCCAACUGUCGUGUCAUAUUCUGAUGAUCGGUGGAAAUCUGAAGCUAAAACGGCCUUUUUGUAUUGAUUUCUGCUUGAUUUACAGCGGACUAGCCGCCUUUGAGUACUUUCUACUAUGAGUUGGGCUCAAGACGAGUGGAAAGAUGGUUUAAGCGCUAAUGCUCUCAAGAACAUCGCCAGUCUAGAGCAGCAAAAUGAGCGACUCGCCAAAGACAACAAGCAAAAGCAGUUUCAAAUCGAGAGUUGCACUGCAGCAUUAGAGAAGCAAAAACGGCAAACAAAGGAGGAAGAAAACAAGUAUUCUUUACUCAAACGUGAUAAUCAGUUACUAAGUGAAUCCUGCGAAGACUUAGAGAGAACUCGACAGAAGUUGUUGCACGAUAUUCAAUCGAAAGAUGGCAAGAUCAGUUGUGUUGAGGGCAAGUUGAACAGACUCAAACAGAACCUUGAAGUGGAAUCCAAAAGAAAUGUUGAACUUAAGAAUGAAUUGGAAAGAUUAAAGUGUGACUUUAACCAUGAAUUGAUCAAGUCCGAAAAGCAAGCUUCAGAAUUAUCAAAAGCUUUGGAAAAUAACAACCAUCAAAAACGCCAAAUCGAAGGACAAAUUGAGAGAAUUAAGAAUUUGGAAGGUGUGGUACAGCAAAAUGGUCGAUCGUCUUCCUCAUCAUCCAGUUGUCAUGAUGAAUCAGAGAACACAGCUUCAACAACAGAAUUUGCAGACCUUAAGGCAAAGUAUCACACUGAAAGAGAGCUCCGUUUACGUGUGCAACAACAGAAUUCUGAACUACAAGAAAAACUCAGACUAGGUGUUCAGAUUCCAGAACAACUUCACCAAAAUGACGUUGCUGUUGAACAAAACAUGAUAGAUUUGUCACCUCCAGAGGAAAAAGAGGUCUUCUUACUGAAGAAACAGCUUACUGAUGUAAAAAAUCAACUUGCUAAAUCUGAAUCUCAGCUUCAGGCUGCUGAGAAAGACUUGGCAUUCAAGACCCAAGAGCUGAAGGAGAAAGUCCAAGACAGUGAAGAGCUGAUAAAAGCUUCAAACGAGAACAUCAAAAAGGCUGCUAAUUUAUCUGAGGAGCUUAUGAAGACCAAAAGUCUGCUUGAUCAGGUCAAAGCACAGCUUGAAUCUUCAGAGGCUAAGUGCAAGCAGCUUGGUAAAGAGAUGGAUUGUCAGAAACACAACUUUGACUCAGUCAUCAAGGCUCAUGAGGAACGUCUCAAAGAAAAAGAAAUGCAACACAGAGAGGAGAUGUCAUCCCAGGCACAAGCGCUCUCCUCCCUUGAAAAGAUGCACCAGGACCUGACCAAAAAGAUGCACCAGGAGCAACAGGCCGCCCAGACCCUACAGCAAGAGCUACAGGGAAAACUGGACUCAGCUCUGCGCGACUUCGAGAAACAAAAACAGCUGCUCGCCGAUGCAAAACGUACGGAGUCUAGCUUGGAGAGCGCUAUUAAAGGUAAAGAACAUACAAUUACCGAACUUGGGCAAGAAAUCAAGAGCAUGAAGCAAGAAAAGAACCGAAUGCUAGUGGACCUGGAUCGUGAGAUGAUGGAGAAGAAAAAGCUUGAAGACAAGCUUAUGGUUGCCACCAACGAGAUUCAAAGAAAAGAAGCAGCUGUAAAGUCUGUCGAAGAAAAAGCGAAGUCACAGAUCCUAGAAACAGAGAAAAGCAGGAAGCAAGUUCUCUGUGAUCUACAAAACCUCCGCACUGUCCACGACAAGUUAGAAGCUGAGAACAGAGAGUUUAAAAAGCUUCUCGAAGGAAGCUCCGACAUGAAGGAAAGAAAAGAACACGAGAACACUGAACUAAAAAGUAAGCUUGAAACUUCAGAGAAACAAAUGGCUAAGCUUCAGGAAGAGAUUCAGCAGCAUAGACAAGCACUCACCGAAGAGAAAGAAAAGUGUGCUAAGUUUGAAAGCCAGCUAAGAGAUACCGCUGUCGCAACCAAAGUAAAGGCAGAAGAAGAAAAUGCUUUGUCUAGAAAGCUGACAGAACAAGAGCACAGAUAUAAUGAGUUGGAGCGUGAGCUUGCAGCAUCGCAUUCAAGGUUAGAAGAAGAAGUUCGCAAGACUUCAGAGAUGAACGCAAAGUUACAGCAGCAGCAACGGACUGCCGAGCAUUUGAUCGAAGAGAAGAAAAAUACGUUGACUGAAAUGGAGAGAAAGAUCAAGGAAAGUUCCCAAAUCCUAAAGGAAAAGGAGGAGGAGUUCUCGAAGAAAGAAGAGGCAUUGAUAAUGCAAACAAACGCACUAAAAUCCGACGCAAAAGCAGUCGAGGAGAGAUGUGGUCUUCUUAAGGCGGAAGCUGCCAAACAUAAGCAACAGUUCGAAAAGUUGCUACAACAGAAGAGUGACGAAUGCUUUAAGAUGUCUGAGGAAACAGAAAAGAAAAUCCAAGAGAUAUCCCGACUAAAGGAGGCUCAGGUUAAUGUACAAAAUCAUUUGGUUUCAGUAGAACAAGAGAAGGUUAAAAUUGAAGUAGCGUUUAAAGAACAUUGCGAAAAGGUUAAGCUCAAGGAAGCGAAGCUGGUGUCUAAAUGCGAGAGUCUUGAAAAUGAACAGAAGGUGUUCACCGAGAAGGAAAAUAAUCUGAACACUACGAUAGAAUCACUGAAACGCGACGCCAAAGCUCUACAGCACGACUACAAAAAGUCUUUAGAGCUAGCAGACUCAAAGUCAUUGGAGCUGAGAGACUUGGUAGAUCAACUUGGCGCAUCGGAAAAGCUAGUCGAGACUUGGAAGCAUCGAAGUGAACACGCUGAGGCCGCAUUGAAAGACGACAAGAACAGCGUAAAGCAGCUAAACGAAAAAAACGAGACGCUACAAAACGAUUUGGCUUCAAGGAUGGAGGAGCUUGGCGAAGUGAAACGGAAAUUAUCGGAGACGACUGAUGCCCUACAACACGAGACUUCUGCUGCAGAGCAAAAGCUUGCCAGCUUGGCUGCAAAAUUAGAAGAAGCUUUUGUCGCUAACAGCGCAAAGACUAAGGAAAUUGAAGAGCUCACGAGUAGAGUGAACCAACUGAUUGAAACUAAAGAGACAUCCGAAGCACAUGUUCAACAGUUGAAAGAGAAUUUAGAGAAUGGACAGGAGGUAUUAAAGAGGAAGGAUACGACCAUUCAGGAAAUUUCAUCUGCCCUUAAAGAGGCAGAAAAUAAGUUAUCAGGAGUGGAAAAGCAGAUGGCUGAAAAGUCAUCCAGUAUUAACGCUUUGGAACUUAAGGUUGAAGACUUAGAGGCAUCCAUUCAGGAGCAGUUGGUUUGUAUCAAGGCAAAGAAAGAAAAAAUCGAGUCUUAUGUCAGUACCAUCGAAAGGCUUGAAAACGAAAGUUCAUCCAAGUGUUCAUCUCUUCAAGAGACCAUCUGGGGUCUUGAAAAAGAGCUGUCACAGUUUAAAGAAAAAACAAAUCAAAUCGAAGAAUUACUCAAGGAAAAGGAUACAGUCAUUGACACUGCUAACGCCAAGGUGUCUAAUUUGGAGGAGACUUGUGGUAAAUUACAGAAAGGCCUUCUAAGUAAAGAAAGUGAGCUAGCUGAGGUAUCAGCCAUCCGAUCUGCCAGCGAGCACAAUCUUGAAGAACUUCGUGAUGCCAUGACAAGAAAGCAAGCAGAGUUAGAUUCGACUUACCAGGAACUCAAAAAACUCCAGGAAGAACUGGAUUCGAGUAGGAAGGAGCAUUUAGCAGCUGUACAAGAUUUGAUAGAGAAAGAGGCCCUCAUGCACAGUAGAAUAGAACAACUUGAAGGUAGCUCGCUUCACACCAAUACCCUACUGAAUAAUACACUAGCCCAAGCUGAUGAGAAGAAAGGAGAGCUGCAAGAAUUGCAAUCGAAAUACGAAGAGCUUGAAAGAAAUCACAGUACUUUGCAGGAGGAGAAGGAAAGUCUUCUGAAGCAACUGGAAAAUUUUGCCUCUGCACUCCAACGAAAGGAAGAAGAAGCAGCGGAGAAGAACACUGCUUUAGAAACUGUCCAAGCCACCAUGGCUCAAGAGACUGUGCAUCUCGCACAUCAACAGGAAAAGCUUGAGCUCAAGAUUACCGAGGUAAAUACGAAAAACGACCAGUUAACAGCAGCCCUGAAGGGUAAAGAAGACGAGCUAGAGAAGGCCUCGCAAGUCAUCGAACAGUAUAAGAACGAAAGCAACUCUCUGGGCGAAAUGAUGACAGCUAAUGCAGAAAUCCUCUUACAGCUAGAGGACGAGAAAAAUGAACUAGUCCAGUCACGAGAUAAUUUGCAAACCACCCUGUAUCAGACAAAACAACAGCUUGAAAGUCUUCAAAAAGCACAUGCCGCCUUGGAAAAAAAGGAGCAGCACCUUGCUGAGACAAAGUCCACAGAGAUAGAAGAACUACGCCGUCGGGUGAAUGCGGCGGAGGAAAAGAGGGUGCAAGCCAAUGAAAUGAUGGAGACGCAGACGGACAGUUUAGCCAGACUUGCAGAAGAACUGCAACAAGCGAUGGCAAGCCAACAAUCACUCGCAGAGAGAACAGAAACUGAAAAGUCAGCUCUUCAAGAUCAACUUUCAUCUGCUGUCCUGCGUCUACAGUCAUGCGAGGAGUCGAUAGCUGUAAAAGAGUCAAAGGUCUUGGCCCUUGAGCAGGAGAUUGCUGUAAAAGAUGAUAAGCUGGCUCAAUUAAGUGAGUACAGUGAAAAUAUAUCAUUGAAGCUCGAAAAAGCGGAGAAUUCUUUGAUGGUCUUGUCUGAGGAAAAAGAGAGGCUAGCGCCGUUGGUCGAGUCUCUUAAAGCCGAGUUACAAAAUGCUUGUCUUGAUGCUCAGGCGAAGGACAACGAUAAGGAAAGCAUGGUGGAGAAGAUCAACACAUUACAAAACGAGUUAACAGCUUCUAUGGAGGAAAUCAAGUCCAGAGAAGACAAGAAGUCACUAUUAGAAAGUUUAGUGAAAACAUUAGAACACGAAAACAGCGUGCUACUGAGUAAGAAAGAAGAGCUGAUGGCUCAGAUAGGAAAAGAGACGGCAGCCCUCGGAGAACAACUGAUUGAAAAAGAGGAGUCGCUCAAGGCGUCAUUAGCUGAAGUUGACAGUCUUAAAGACCAGAUCAGUCACAAGGAGCAAGAUUUAUCACAUGCAAAGUCGAAGGCAGCAGAUAUGGAGAAGGAUAUUGAAACCAUGACUGCACAGAAAGAAAUACUUCAGAUGGACUUUGAAGACAAGGAUGUCAUGAUCGAGUCUCUGCAGCUACAAGUUGAUCAACAGGAGACUGUCAUCACGCAACUAAAACAGAAGGCAGCCGAAAGGAAUGAGGCUGACACUACUGUCAGCCAAGACCUCGACGCGUUGAGGUCACAGCUCGAGCUCAGUCAGAUGGACCUGGAGAGCCGUCAGGAAUUGGUCGAUGAUUUAACUGCCAAGCUUGAUGCGAGGAAUGAAGAAGUCAACAAGUUGAGAGAAAUUAAUAAUAGCGCUAAACAGGAGCUAAAUGUAGCGGAAAGUAAUCUUCAGGAAUUGUCAUCACAGCUAGGACAAAAGGGCCGAGAGCUUGAUGCGGCCAAAGAGGAGCUUAGAGCCGAAGGAGAUAAGGCGAGUCAGCUCGUGGAAUGUUUUCAGGUAAAUCUCCGUGACCUAGAAGCUACUAACGCUAGUCUUCAAGAAACUGUGAAUGAAAGUACCAACAAGUUGAUGAAAAUGGAAGAGCAAAAUACAAGGCUUCAAGAGCAGAUCAAAGCUGUUGAGGUAGAAAGAGUUAACCUCGUCAGCAGUAAACAAGAGCAUGGAAUUGUGCGAGAAACGCUAGAGAACGAGCUAUCCGAAGUACGGGCUGUCCUGAGUAAAUUUCAAGAGAAGUACCAAACAACAAAGCAGGAUUUAGAUCAAGCUUUAGAGGCUAAAACUCUUUCUGAAAAUGAGCUGGUCGCCGUAGACUCGAACCUUCAAUCUAUUAAAGCCAGUAUGAAGGAGAAUGAACAGGAGCUAAUGACACUUCAAGGUCAUCUCGAAGAUAAGCACAAGGCGGCGACUAAACUCGCAUCACUUCUGGAGCAGGAAAAAGAGAAGACGUUGUCUUUGCAAGAAGCUCUCGAUAAUGGCUUUAGUGAGAAAGAGAACGUCAUCCAGCGUUUGUCCGCCGAAAUUCUCGAAGUUAAGAGUAACUACGAGAAAGCAAUCGAGGACUUGAAUUCAAAAACUGUUUCUAAAGAUGCGGAUUUUGAAGCAGAACGGCAGGAACUUAUUGAAAGAUGUAAGAAUCUGAAUGGUCGGCUAGAAGAGAUAGAGGAGAACCUAGCUGUGAAAUGCCAAGCCUUUGUUGAAAUUGAACACAAGGCUAUCUCCCAGUCCGGGGAGGUUGACAAGCUUCUGUCUGAUCUAGAAAGUGUAAAGCGCGAAAAAGAGCUAUUGGUAUCGGCACACGAGGAAAGGGAAAAGAAACUCUGUGAUGAUAUUUCUGAACUGAAGGGAGAGCUUAUUCGUAGGGACGAGGCUAUCAGAGAAAGUAACGAGAGUCUUGGCAACCACCUACAGACUAUUGAGUCACUAAAACAAAAGAGUGAGCUUAGCUCGUCUUCGCUGAGGUUUCAAGAUGAUGAACGUAAACACGAAAUCGAAACGCUCAAAACGCGCUUGCAAAAAGCAGAGGCUGACUUGGCUAAAGAGCGCAGUCGUUUUUAUGAGCUCGAGUUGAAACUAGAGGAAAGGCUGACUAGUCAUCGGGCGUCUGAGUUAACAUAUGAAGAGAAAAUAAAUGAAUUAGAAAAUGCAAAGAAGGAUAUAGAGCGAGGCAUUGAAGAAGAAAAGAAUAUUCUCAUGAGUGAGGCGCGAAGGAAGGAGCAUGCCCUUCACAGUUCCUUGGAGUAUGAGCAACAAAGGUGCCGUGAAAUGGGUGAACAGGUUGACAGGCUUCGUGAAGAUCUUAACAAGCUGCAGUCGGCGCACGAGUCGCUUACAAAUAACGCCAGUCAGGGACAGUUAGAGCUGCAGGCGCAGCUGACGGAAGCAGGACAGAAACAUAAGCUUGCUUGUGCGAGGAUUGAAGAGUUACUUGAGGAGAAGCGUCUGAACUAUGACGCUAUGCAAUUGUCAGAGCGAGAGGCUACUCAAGUAAGGAGGGAGUUCGAGAGUAAGAUAAAUCUCACCGAGAAACUGCUCAAAGAGACUACGGAGAAACUUGACGUCGCUGAAACACGUCUUGAAAAAGUGUUGAGCGAGAACUCCGACAGUCAAUCGAAAAUUCAGCGACUUCAGGAGACCGUCUCACACGUCGAGCAGCGCCUGACAGACUCUAAUACGUCCGACCAGAAUCUGAUAUCUGAGUUGAACUCAAAGGUAGAAUCUCUUGAAGCAGACGUUGCCGCAAAGAAUUUAGAGAAGACUGAAUUAGAAAAAAGUCUGGAGAGUACAAAAGAACGCAUGGUGCAGCUAACCGAGCGAAUGGAGUCACUGGUGGAAGAAAAAACGAACUUUGCAGUUGUUGCUACCCACACUAGGAGUAUGAAAGACACGAUAGAAGUGCUGCAGCUUCAAGUCAGAGAGCUGGAAAGAUGUAAAAUUGAGGCUUCAGACGAGAUAGAGAAUAUUCGCAAGGAGAUGGCUAACGCAGUCUCCCAACGGGACUUAAAGAAUGAGAGCCUGCGCAAUCGCGCCGAACAAGCGGAGAAAGAGCUAGAGGAAGUUUUUGGAAGAGAACAAGAGCUUUUGCAGAGUCAUGGACAAAAGGAGGACGAAGUCGUCUAUUUGACACAGAAGAUGGAAGAAGCCGGCCAAUCUGCUGUGCAGCUGAAAGAGAAGUGCGAGACCCUUGGAGAUACCAUCAAACAAAAGUGUGACGAGGUUUCUGCUCUUGAGGAAGAGGUCCGUUCUCUGAGGGACGCUGUGCAAACAAAAACGCUUGAGAUGGAGGAGAUGAAGGCCUUCUUCGACUCCAACAACGCGGAUCUGGACGAAUUGUGUGAGCAGCGUGCAAACGAAAUCCAAGUAUUGAAACAAGAUAUCUCAGAUCGGGAUGACCGCAUUGAAGAACUUCUAAAGGUAAAAAAAGAGGGAGAACAAAUAGCGGACCAGUUUAAAGAGAAGCAUGGGAAACUCGAAAUCACAUCCAAGCAGUAUUGUGAUGAGCGCGAAAGACUUACUCUAGAGGUUCGUACACUAAAAGAAGCCCUGGAUAAUAAAACGCGUGAUAUGGAAGAAAUGAAAAGUUUCUUCGAGUCUGCAAAUGAAGAUCUGGACGUUCUAUGCGAGCAGCGAUCGGGCGAAAUCGAUGCACUUAGGCAGGAGCUGGUGGAUAAAACCAAUGAGGUUGAGCAUCUUCGGAAUGACUUCGAAAACCAGACCUUAGAGCUUAAAGAUGUACAGCAAAGAAGUUCGGAAUUAAGCAGUCGUCUUGAUAGUCUGGCUGACCGACAUAGCGAAUGCAGAAACUUGGAGUUUGAGGUGAAGAAUCUAAAGGAUCAGAUGAAGCAGCUGGAGCACGCCCUGGAGAGUGAAAAGUCUAGCAAUGCGGCACUUAUCAAGACCUACGAGGAACACGAGUCCUCUUGGAACCACGAGCGGUGCGAACUUAAGGAGCAACUAGCAAAUAAAACGGUUGCGGUAGAGUCGAAGUCAAGCGAGCUUGAACAGGAGUUGGGCCAGCUUCGAGAUGAGCUAAGACAGCAACAAGAGUUACUUCGAGAUAAAGAAAGUGCUCUCGCCGCCGCGUCCUCGAAAAUAGAAGAAAAGAUUGCAAAUUUCAGCGAGCGGGAAACAGAGCUGGAGUCCCAGGUGAGGGCAUUAGAGUCGCAAUGCGAAGAGCUGGAGUAUCGUGUGAAAGAAAAGGAGGAAAGCCUGCUCCUGGCAAAUGAGAAGUUGUCAGAGAAGGACGCCGAGAUCGCGAGUGUCGAGAAGAAGUGUGCAGGUUACGAGGAGAUCGAGCUGGAGUUAAGGCACCACAUUGGAGAGCUGACCCAAGAACAAGAAAGAAUGAGGGACGAUCCGUCGAGCGAGAACAUGUACAGUGAGAAUGAAAAGCUCAAACAACAGGUUCGCAAUCUAGAAGAGGAGAUUGAAUCAAAAGAUGCCGAGGCAGAAGAAGAAAGGACGCGUAUAGUGAAGGCAGCUGAAGGCUUUGCCCUGGAGCGUGAAGAGCAGUUCAAGGCAGAGCUCGCAGACAAGGACGACUGCAUCCAGGCCACCGAAAAUGAGUUGAACCAGGUCAAACACCAGCUCCAGCUUGCACAGGAAGCCAAGAAAACAUUGCUUGAAGCUUCUGAUGAAAGAGAUCGCGAGCUCGAACAUCUGAAAGAAAUGCUGGAAUACGGCGCAUCCAGUAGCGAAAAAUCACAUGUGCUCGCAUGUGAGCUGGGGAGGGAGAAAGAACGCGCCGCACAUCUAGAGGACAACCUGAAGAAGCUUCAGGGAGUGGUAGACGAAGGACGCGCAACAGUAGCAUCCCUGCAAAAGUCGCUGGACCAAGCGAAAAAGAAAAACCACGAGGAGGAGGAGCGUCUAGAGGCGGAGAUAGCUGAGUUGGCAAACACUGUGGAGACGUUACGCACCGAGCUGGAACAGUCACAAGUCAGACUGAGUAAACUGCAGACCCAGGUGAAGGAGCUUAAGAGUGAGAAGAAGGAACUUCAGAGGAAGGUAGAUGAGUUGACAUCUGAGGCCCAGAGAAGACGUAAUCUCUCGUUUGAAGCCGACAAGGAGUGUGAAAUGCUGAAAGAGGAGCUUCAUCAACUCAAGAACGCGCAGAGCAUGGCAGAGCAGGAGAAGGAAGUGUUUAUCGGGAAUGAGUCUAAUGGAAAGAUACUCCUCAGGAAUCUGGAGGUCCAGCUCGAAAACGCCAAGCACGCUUUGCUUGACGAGCAAAAGGCCAAGUCUGACGCUUUGGAAAACUUUGAAAAGCUUCGCGUGAAGCUUUCUGAAGCGCAGAACCAAAACGCAACUUUUUCCGAUGAGAUGGCGAGACUUAAGGAGCAAAGCAGUGCUAUGGAAGUUCGCUGCAGCAAGUCAGAAGAAGACAUUGCCUCACUGCGCGAGGAAAAAGAUAUGCUGACUACAAUGUUUAAUGAGCUAGAAACAAUUUACAAUAGCAAAAUAGAAGAUCUUAACCUGGCGAAAAGCAAGAUCGAAAAACUAGAGAAAGACCACGAGAAGGAGAGCGAGUUCCUUAAAGUUCAACUUCUCCUGGCGGAGGAGAAAUGCGCAAAAGAACGGCAAGAGAAGGAAGAAGCGAAGACUUCUGGCUCGAAGAACUUGCACGAAGCCGAACAGAAAUGGAUAUCCGAGUCAAACAACGUGAGGCGUCAGCUCUCUGAUCUACAAGUACACUAUGAGAAGGUUAAAGCUACGCUUGUGGUACUCGAGAACCAAGUGCGCGAACUGCAAACCGAGAACGAGUUCCUCAAAAAGCAAAGCGGUGGCUCAGCUCUCGUUUGCCGGCGUAAAAGUAAGGAUGGUCUAGAGAACAAGAUUAAGGAGUUGAAUAACAUGCUUACUAAGGAGAAAGCGCGCGCGGACGAUCAACAGAAGGUCGCCGAUAAAGCUUUAGACGAUCAUCACGCUUACGUUCAGAAGUACAGGAAGCUGGAAAAGGAAAAGAUGAGUCUUCAAAGGCGACUCGAGUGGACCACGGAAAAGCUCAAGAAGGAGAAGAAUGAUGCGGGUGCCGCCGCCACAUAUAGCCAACCUGCCAUUGCUGCACAAAUCCCUAACAAGGACAUUACCACGCAACAUACCACCGCCCUUUCCCCGCUAGCUAGGUCCAUGUCUUCACUUGGCAUCGGCAACUCGACUGCUACUACGGUGACCGCAUCCACGGCUCGUGAGGGAAUAAGACCUACUCCAAUACCUGCGGCUGACCAUAGGCUAGGCUUACCCUCAAGAGCUGGGAUCGCUUCUGCCGCGACGAGCACAGCAUCGCACACGUCUGCUCCAAGCACAAGUAAAAGAGCUUCUGACCAAGUGUCAGGAAGCGCUGCAAAGCGUUCACGCCUGAGCAUCCAAGGACACUCUGCCCCAGGACCCAACGAGCCCGAAGUCUUGCCGGAGGGGGUCAGUAGAGACUUCGCCAAUAUCCCGGGAAUCAAGUCUCCCUUUAUUCUUCGUCGGUCGUCUGCAAAGGUCGCUAAGCCGUUGGCUUCAUCUCUCAAGCAAUCUACUGGGAUACCAGGAAUUCGUACAAGGAGUCAAGCAAGACAACAAUCAAAGCCAGGACUCUCCGCUCACACAAGGGGUAUUCACAAGGAAAACCCGCUUGGUUCACCGCCGAGACCUGUAAGCAGUAAUGUCCAUACGCAUGCGGUUCUCUCUCCGCGCAAGACCAAUGUGCCCAUGAGGCAACCGGACCAACUUGCCAAGAAGGCGAACCCAGGCGUGGUGAGACCUAGGCAAAACACUCGACCCACCAAACGCGCCACAGGAAUCCCACAGCCCGGCUCACGGGCCAUGAGACCUACCUACGCGCUGGAGGAUUUGGACACUUCAGACAAUCCAGAGACUUGCAAUAUGCAGUAGAUCUCUUAGCCAUAGUGACCCAUCAUUGUGCGUGGCUCAACCAUGCAUACCACCAAUCGUUUUGAGUCGUUUUGAACAUUUUAGCUGAGAAUAUGCCAUGUUAGGAUUGUAAAAGAUUAUUCCUAUUGUAGUGUAUUAUACCAUCGUACCCAUAGAAUCUCUUAGAAUUACAUGUAAUGACUUGCUUCUUCAUACUUUAGAUUAAUCAGAAGCAGCAAUAUUUUUGCUAUUAUUUGUUCUCGUUGUAACGUUUCGUCGCACACCAGAGUUUCGCCUGCUUAUGCAUACGGUUAUUUGUAAUAAGGCGCAUGUUCUCGGAUGUAUGUAAAUAUUUCUUUAUUGCCGCUCUGAGGUUCUUUGUAAAAUAAAUAUAACAUAUCGGCUAGUAA
Nematostella vectensis (starlet sea anemone) is the source of this 11859-nucleotide messenger RNA. RefSeq names its product centromere protein F. The record is from RefSeq and is a predicted model, not a curated record. Gene Ontology annotation, molecular function: microtubule binding; dynein complex binding. Gene Ontology annotation, cellular component: chromosome, centromeric region; nucleus; spindle pole. Lineage: Eukaryota; Metazoa; Cnidaria; Anthozoa; Actiniaria; Edwardsiidae. The transcript has 12 exons. Gene Ontology annotation, biological process: mitotic cell cycle; regulation of G2/M transition of mitotic cell cycle; metaphase chromosome alignment. Bases 134 to 11470 code for a protein of 3778 amino acids.